AUGGAGCCGCACAAGCACAACUACGAGCACAUAUUUCACCGUGUUGUACACCAGUGAGUGUCUGCGUCUCUUCGGAACGCACACUCUCUUCCGAUUGGAAACAUCCGACAAUUCACAGCCAAAGCCACUUGAACUGAAAGUCUGUCAAAACGCUUUCCUGUAACUUUUUGCGCUCUUCCCCUUCCUCUCUUUGUCUCUGGCCGCUUUGACACCUGAAGAUGAAUGAGCACUUCUCGUCAGUUGGUUGGUUGGAAAAGAGGGUUAAAAAUACGUUAUCAUCAUGUUCCUCCCUUCGUUUUGUGUUGUCCGCCCUUCCCCCGUUCGCAAACACUGAUGCUGUUUUCCGUUGAGCCGCCGUGUCCCACGCAUUGCUUUGCUUUGAUGCUCUUCUGUUCGCUCUGUACUAUUAUCAUCAUCAUCUUUCAACUUUUGCUCAUCUUUGUUAGCAGUUUCUAGAAGAUUAGAGACAAUUAUCCUAACAACAAAACAAUACAUUUGAUAGGAUAUGCAAAUUUCAAAAUCAAAACGACCUAUAUGCAAAUUCUGAUAGUUUCCCAGCCACUUUGAUCUCCCUUCAAAUACUGUUCGUUUCGAAAUGUUCUCAUCACAAUUCCUUCUGUAAUUUCUGCUCACUCCUCCGCCUCUUGAGUGCUCUCUCCGCGUUGGCGCGCACCGCUCUCUGACAACGACUUAACAUUGUUUUGUACACGGAUUAUCAAGUGGUUUCCGAGUGACACACUGCCGCCGAAAUGAGUGACGAAGUUGUCGGCGGGAGCACGCGCGCGCGCGCGCACUUUUUCGGACCAUUCGGAGAGAGGUAGUGUGGCAAAGGGAAGGCAGACACUUUGAAACCAAUCCACCGUACUCUUUGCUCGUUUCCAUCAUUCAUUUCUCUCUCUCGCUCUUCCACCGUUCCGUAUCAUUCGCAUCGAUUCGGAAUCGAAAUUGCUUGCAGGCGAGGCGACUUUUUUGUGUGCCCCUACAGUGUGACGAACAGUGCACACGAUCCAGUCAGUUUUCCACCGUUUCUCCGUUUCAUUCUGCCGCAUCAAGUGCAGAAGAGCAUCGAUCGAGCCGAACUCGGAACUGUGCGACUGGGAGCCAUGGACAUUCUUCAGGUGACUAAUAAUAAUUGUUGAUCUCAUAAAAAGUGUGGGUCGGACAAAAGAACAAAGCACUUGUGAUGUUACGGCGCCUCUUACUCUUACUCCUACUCUCUCUCUCUCUCUCUCGCUUACAACUCGUAGAAGUGCUAAUUCUGGCAGCCAAACAAACCAAACAUCUUUUUUGCGUUACCUUUGCCACUCCCAAACUCACACAAAUCCUCACUUUUUCCUUUUUUAUUGCUGCUAUAACUUUUUACUCGCGCCGAACUGAGCGGCACACGAAAACAAUCGAUCAUUCGUGUGCGGAUCUUCCCGCUCUCUCUCUCUCUUUUUCUCUCUCGGGACCGCGUAUCUGAUAACCGCAUCCCGUGUCACUCACUCAGUGUAGUAGCAUACAAAAGUUCACUCUUCUGCAUCGAUACCGACUAUUUCGAAUUUGCCCACAAAAAUUAGCAUAAACCGGCCGGGAGAAUGCAAAAACGCGAUUUUCAAACAACUUUCAUUGACUUUCAGACCGAGAACAAGGCCUCUGAAGAGCAGAAGACUGCGGCCGGCCACGCCACAAAAAAGCCCACCAACCGACCCGCCAUGCAAAUUUACCGUCCUCCUGGUGAGUUUCAGUUAUUCCCCACGUCUUCCCCAACUGCUUCGGUUCAGGACUUCGAUCCGACGGCACGUCUUCAUUGGCGUCCGCCACGACAACACCGUCAACGAAACCGAAGCCGGCAGCCGGUCAAAAGCUGUCCUCCAGCGAAAGUGACAACAACUUCACUUCACAAAUCCUGAAAGAAGGUAUCCUUUGAGCUCCGAGAUCUGGGGAUGUUUGACAGUUUUCAGAGAACAAUAACAAGAAAGAUUGCGGCGAGUCGACGAGCUCACGUGCCAGCUCGCGCGCUUCCAACCAGGUCUCGUCGGAUGAUCGGCACACGAACGGAAGUCUGAAACGGACCGAAAGUUCUUUGAGCUCCGAGUCGACCCCCUCGUCGCAGGUGAAACAAAACUUGUUGGCACCUUCACAGACAAACAGCGAGAGUUUAGAAAUCGUAUGGUUCUAAUUCGAAUAAGCUGAAUGGUCAACACGUCGGCGGAGGCGCGCAUUUGCAGUACAACAAGAGGAUGAACAACUCGAAGAAGGAACAUCAGAAGGUAUCCCUCCCUCCCACAUUCGUAUCGUAUUGUCUGUUCGCAGAAGAAGGUGAUGAGCGAGCACGAGAUCGAAAAGGCGAUCAUCGAGCUGAGAGCCCUCCAAUUGCAUUCGCACGCCGUGCAGAUCGAACAAUGGAUCGGCGGCGCGUUCUGUGACGAGGAGCUCGCCGAGUCCAUCGGCUCGGCGCUCUGCCGUCAUGCCAUCGAAGGAGGUGGUGGCAGUGGAGUGGCCAAGCUGUGCGCCAACUUCAAGUACGCUCCGUCCAUCGGCUCCUUUGUCAAGGUAUCGUUUUUUUUUUGACUCUUGGACAUUUAAAGCAGACUUGCCAGAUUUCGGGCCGGCCAUGCGGGCCGGGCCGGGCCGGGCCGGUAAAGUGCCGGCCCGGGCCCGGCCAGGGUCGGUGAAGUGCCGGCCCGGCCCGGUCGGCCCGGUUCAAAAAGGCGGGAAUUCAAAUUUUCGCGGAAAUUUUUUUUUCGUCAUUACAAAAAAAUUAUCGAACUAAAGUUUUAGUGUUUCUUCUUUGUUUUUUUGCUAUUAUGAAUUUUUUAUGAGAAAUACAUUUGUUUUUCAAUGUUCGAUGCUUGCAAAAAACCCCUAAUUCUACAAAAAAUGGCUUCAUGCGAUCAAUAAUUCAAAUUUUGAAUUCCCGCUUUUUGAACCGGGCCGACCGGGCCGGGCCGGGCCGGGCCGGGCCGACGGGCCGGGCCGGGCCGGAGUUUUUGAAAUUUCGGCCCGGCCCGGCCCGUGGCAACUAUGAUUUAAAGUGGAUGAGUUCAGGGACUCAUCAUUGCGCUCUCGCAGUACUUGGAAUGUCGGCACAAAAUCCGAGAGGAUCACUUCCGAAUGUGGAUUUCGUUCAUUCAGUUCCUAACCGAACUCUACGCGAACUUGGGCUCCGACUCUAAAGGCGAACUCGCCACAAUCGUGUUCGACGUCUUCAACUACUUGCUCCGUCCGCCAAUCCUCGAGCACGUUAAAAUCCAAGAGCUCGGGUGUCUCAUCUCGAUUCUCAUCAAAGGCGGCUACGACCUGGAGAGAGAAUGUCCCGAUCGGCUGGCACUUCUCAAAGAUCUGAUCAGGUGAGCCUAUACUCUCGAUCAUUUUAUUCUCAUCUGACACCCUGUUCAGGGAUGCAUUCAUCGACGUCUCCGAACCGUGGGCCCGUAAAAUGAUUCUGCUGCUCUUGGAGCUCGGCGCGUCCGGUUGGAAACUUCCGAAUGACGCCAAUGAGUACUAUUUCAAUGAAACCGCCAACUAA
This is a messenger RNA of Caenorhabditis sp. 36 PRJEB53466, 3511 nucleotides long. The record is from the annotation of a GenBank genome assembly. NCBI's taxonomy places the organism in Eukaryota, Metazoa, Nematoda, Chromadorea, Rhabditida, Rhabditidae.